AUAAAACCGUGGGGGUGCAGAAUAGAUUAGCUCCUCUGGUGUUGUUGGCCUGUCGUGGAUAACCGGUCCGGCACAUCACCGCGGCGCUUGAAUGCCGCGCGGUCAAAAGUCACCGAAAGGUUGAGGGGUCACUUUGAAUGAAAAGCAGAGGGGAGUUGCUUCUCAUAGCCCCGGAGUCGCGCUGGGACAAAGAUGACUCGCACACUAAUGAAAAUGUGGCGCUUUACGUCUUCCCACCUGACCGUGGCAUCUCUGAGCUUUGUGUGAAUGAGGGAUGGUGGUAAAGUGACCGACGUCUAGACAAGGAGAACGUAAACAACACGUUUUGCGAUUGAUUCUCACACAUGAUGCGCCACACCCAGUGUUUAGUCGUCACCUAUCCAGUUUUACGCACCAGAGGAUUUUUUUUUUUUUUUUUUUGCUCUAUAUUUCACGAUUCAUUAAAACUAGUAAGCUCCGUGGCCUCGCGUAAAACACUUGGGAAAGCAGUGCGUCGCAGCUGAUCCAGACAGACUAGAAGCUCUUACAACAAGCACAGCUCUAGGAGAGAAUACCGAUUAUAGCCUUAUUUAUGGAUGACACCUCUAUAAAUUCUGUCUGGACACAUGAAACAUUGGAUUUCUCACCGGAAUGUUUGGCUCUGUGCGCACGGUUGUUGGGACAGCUUGCCAACAUGGCCCCACUUUUUUUCUUUGAUGUUUUUACAAUGUUUGUCCAGUUGCUUUGCGCAUGGUGCUCCUUCAUAAAAGUUUCAGACACUGGACGACCAUGGGGGCGGUCAGAGGGGCUGCCCUUUCCACCUCCAUUCACACUCUGAAAGGCUGAUGUUGCGUCUUUCACUCUCAUUGUGCAGUUUCGCUCGCUCAUUUUUUGGUGUUGUGGGGACAUCGUCUUAAAUAAGGUCUUUCCCAUUGUUUCGGUGAAGUUUUGUAUUGGUGUUUUGAAAAAACAAGGCAGACAAUUCAUGUAUUUCUUCACUCAUGGUUGGGAUAUUUUGUUCAGUUAACGUCCAGCGCGUAAGAAUUCGUCUUGAUCGUUGGGAAUGUUUUGUUAAUUUUGCUCUCUGCGCGAAACACUUUGGCUCUGGUGUCCAAGAUGUUUACGCACAAAAUGGAUGACCGGCUGUGAACACCGAGAAUGUUUCCUACCUUGUAGACCUGAAGGAGUUAUGGAACUGGUCGGGGACUGACUUUCGUAAAAGAGCAACAAUGUUUAAAAUUGUAUUGCAACAAUGGGAGGAAGGAUGUAACAACGACACACAUUGGCAAAAUGCACUUAACUCAAAUAAACUAUUUUUAGGAUGGAUUCAUGUGCUCUUGUUUGUGCUCUUGGUCUGCGCACUACCAGAAGUUUCCUUGAGUGCAAGUGUGGCAGGAUCCAAAGUUGAACAUGAAGGAGUUUGUCCAAACAAGCUGAAUUCCAAUCUUUGGGUUGAUGCACAAAGCACCUGUGAGAGAGAAUGCAACGUCGAUGAGGACUGUGCUGACUUUGAGAAAUGCUGCACUAAUGUGUGUGGCCUCAACAGCUGUGUGGCUGCAAGGUUUUCUGAUGGCCCCCCUGGCCAGCUGGAUGGACAGGGUGGAGGUAAGGGAGAGGGGGCCCCCAGCUCCACAGCUACCUGUCAAGGCUUUAUCUGCAGCCAGCAGGGCGCGACCUGCGACAUCUGGGAGGGCCAGCCCAUCUGCAAGUGCCAGGACCGUUGUGAGAAAGAGCCCAACUUCACCUGCGCCUCUGAUGGCCUCACCUACUUCAACCGCUGCUACAUGGAUGCAGAGGCGUGCAUCCGGGGGGUGACUCUGACUGUGGUUACCUGUCGUUUCUACCUUGCUGGACCCCAUACCAGUCCCCUGCCUCAGGAUACUACAGCUAACCCUACCCCCACAUCCUCCCAUGAGGACCCCAUGCCCCCUGCACUGUACUCCAACCCCAGCCACCAGUCCAUUUAUGUCGGAGGCACGGUCAGCUUCCACUGCAAUGUGAUCGGAGUCCCUAGGCCUGAUGUGACAUGGGAGAAACAAAGCGAGCGGAGUGAACGGCUAGUCAUGAGGCCUGACCAGAUGUAUGGCAAUGUGGUCAUCACCAACAUCGGACAGCUUGUCAUUUACAACGCCCAAGUGUGGGAUACAGGCAUCUACACCUGCAUCGCACGUAAUGCUGCAGGGGUGCUUCGUGCUGACUACCCACUGUCUGUCAUUCGCCGGGCAGAGGAUGACUUCUCUGAAGAUCCUGAGAUGCCCAUGGGGCGGCCCUUCUCGCCAGCAGACUGCCUGGCCGAAGUAGACCAGAGGGAGUGCACUGGAGAGCGUCAUGUGGACUGGUAUUAUGACAGCAAGCUGGGCACCUGCCUGGCUUUCAGCAACGGAGGAUGUGAGGACAGCCGCAACCGUUUUGAGACCUAUGAGGAGUGCCGGGCCUCCUGCCAGCACGAGGGGAGGGGCAUCUGCUCCCUGCCUGCAGUUCAGGGUCCCUGCAAAGUUUGGGAGGCCCGCUGGGCUUGGAAUUCCAUGAUGAAGCAGUGCCAAGCCUUUGCCUACGGUGGCUGCCACGGGAAUCCCAACAGCUUCCUCACCAAAAAGGAGUGCGAGGCAAACUGCCCAGAGCCAAAAAGUAAGCCAUGUAGGACCUGCAGGGUGAAGGGGAAAAUGGUGCCCAGCUUGUGCCGGAGUGACUUUGCCAUUGUGGGGCGGGUGACCGAGCUGAUUGAGGACCUGGACUCCGGGAUAGCUCGCUUCAGCCUGGAGGAGGUCCUCCGAGAUGAAAAGAUGGGCUUGAGUUUCUUUGAUACCAAACACCUGGAGGUGACGCUUGCCAAGAUAGACUGGAGCUGUCCCUGUCCCAACAUCACCGUGGAGGAGAGCCCUUUGCUGGUGAUGGGUGUGGUUCAGGACGGCAUGGCCAUCAUCCAACCAGAGAGUUAUGUCAGGCCCAUCAAUGAACGCCGACUCAAGAAGAUUCGUGAAGUUCUCAACAAAAAAACCUGUGAGACACUGUAGUGCUUCCUGGGUCUAGUGCUGCUUGCCCGCAGAGGUGUAUAGUAAUAAAUGGGCCUGUGGCUGCCAGUAGUUUCAGCUCUCAAGACAAAUGUGUGAACUGCAGCAAGCAACACUGGCAGUAUUUAAUAGUGGAACAUUUUUUAAAUCAAAUGUCAAAGAUUAUUAAGUAAUGAGAGACCAUUUAUGUAUGAAGUGUAUAACUGCAUACCACAUAUUGCAGCACAUUCCAAUUAGUUGGGCAAUGCCUCUUAUACUAAUGCUGUAAAGCUCUUCCUGAUUGUUGUAAAUAUAAGUAUUUCUCCUUUUGUUGUCUGUACUUUAUCUUAGUGAGAAACAGUAGCCAGAAUAUAAACCACACACUGGUCAACAUGCAAAAUGGCUCUCCUUAUGAGCCCAAGGGAAUAGAUGCCUUUAUCUCUUGUAUGCUUUAUGCUUUUCUAUAUUAAUGUAUCAUUUGUAUUGACUUUUUUAUUCAACACCUAAUAUGCAUAGGGCUGUUAUUGGUUCCCUUUUGUAAAGUAUGUUUUUCUGAUCUAGUGUAGUUUGUUGUCUCACAUUUCUCCCUCUGCAAAGCGUUCUCUUAAAUUAGUUUUAUUGAUAUUCUGCACAAAUUGGAAACAUAAAAAGUAGGUGGCUGUACUGGGACAAAUAUAACACAAAAGCAAUAUGAA
This is a messenger RNA of Myripristis murdjan (pinecone soldierfish), 3664 nucleotides long. RefSeq names its product WAP, follistatin/kazal, immunoglobulin, kunitz and netrin domain containing 1 (gene wfikkn1). NCBI's taxonomy places the organism in Eukaryota, Metazoa, Chordata, Actinopteri, Holocentriformes, Holocentridae. Gene Ontology annotation, cellular component: extracellular region. Gene Ontology annotation, biological process: transforming growth factor beta receptor signaling pathway. The coding region runs from base 1209 to 2993 and encodes 594 amino acids. Gene Ontology annotation, molecular function: transforming growth factor beta binding; receptor antagonist activity; serine-type endopeptidase inhibitor activity. The transcript is spliced from 2 exons. The record is from RefSeq and is a predicted model, not a curated record.